Molecule: messenger RNA, 555 nt
Organism: Nicotiana attenuata
Lineage: Eukaryota; Viridiplantae; Streptophyta; Magnoliopsida; Solanales; Solanaceae
Exons: 1
Coding region: 1-555 (184 amino acids)
Source: RefSeq, a predicted model, not a curated record
AUGGUAAGGAAGAUAUUGGAAGCAAGGGAGAUCAUAAUGCAACUGCAAAGGCCAUUAGAGGAUAAGAAAAGCAUCAUUAAACAGAUAUACCUUCAACUGACUCCAAUGUUGCCCAAAACUACCUGGAGAAACCUAAUGUGUAGCAAUGCUGCCAGACCUAAGGCUAUAAUCACAAUGUGGCUUCAAUGUCAAGGAAGAUUACUUACUGUAGACAUACUUAAGAAAUGGGGACUCAAUGUAAAUGACUCAUGUGUGUUAUGUCAUACUAACUUGGAGACAAGGAAUCAUCUGUUUACUGAAUGUGACUAUGCUAAAAGGCUGUGGUGCAGAUUGAAUCAAUGGGCAAGGGUACAUAACAUUUGUGGUGUAACAUGGGAGCAACAACUGCAGAUCAUUUGUCAGCACACAAGAGGUAAAUCAACUGUUGCAAAACUUCUCAAGAUGAUGUAUGCUGAAUAUACACACAUGCUCUAUGAAAAAAAUGAAUCAGAGAAUAUUUCAAGAAACAUUCAGAGAUUACACAAGCUUGGCAAGGGAGAUAGUCUGCAUAUGUAA